AUGAUGAAUAUUCAGUACGACGACCCAGCGUUGUCUGAGAGCUAUGGCGUUGUGGGGUCGUUCCCUAAAAGUUUUGGCUAUGGGGUGGAGGAGCCGGACAUGGAGGAGAACUCCACAUCAGCUGACAAGCCGAGGAUCCUGCUCAUGGGCCUGAGACGGAGCGGCAAGUCAUCUAUUCAGAAGGUUGUAUUCCACAAGAUGUCUCCUAACGAGACCUUAUUCCUCGAGAGCACCAACAAAAUCUACAAGGACGACAUCUCCAGCAGCUCCUUCGUCAACUUCCAGAUCUGGGACUUCCCCGGCCAGGUGGAUUUCUUCGACCCCACGUUUGACAGCGAGAUGAUCUUCAAGGGAACCGGAGCUUUGAUUUUCGUCAUUGACGCCCAGGACGACUACAUGGAGGCCCUCGGGCGGCUGCAUCUCACCGUAUCUAGAGCGUACAAAGUGAAUCCAGACAUCAACUUCGAGGUGUUCAUCCAUAAAGUCGACGGCCUAUCUGACGACCACAAAAUAGAAACGCAGAGGGACAUUCAUCAGAGGGCGAACGACGACCUGGCAGACGCCAGCCUGGAGAAGCUUCACCUCAGCUUCUACUUGACCAGCAUCUACGACCACUCCAUAUUCGAAGCCUUCAGCAAAGUCGUCCAGAAGCUCAUACCUCAGCUGCCGACUUUGGAGAACCUCCUGAACAUUUUCAUAUCCCACUCCGCGAUCGAAAAGGCCUUCCUGUUCGACGUCGUUAGCAAGAUUUACAUCGCCACGGACAGCUCUCCUGUGGACAUGCAGUCCUACGAGCUCUGCUGUGAUAUGAUCGAUGUGGUCAUAGAUGUCUCCUGUAUUUACGGGCUAAUGCAGGAUGGCAGCGGCUGUGCCUAUGACAAGGAGUCUUUGGCAAUCAUCAAGCUCAACAACACUACGGUGCUUUAUUUGAAAGAGGUCACGAAGUUCCUCGCUCUCGUCUGCAUCCUCAGAGAGGAGAGCUUCGAGAGGAAAGGUUUGAUAGAGUACAAUUUCCACUGUUUCCGAAAAGCCAUCCACGAGGUGUUCGAGGUCGGCGGCUCGUCCGAAGGCGCCGCCUGGAGGCCGAGCUCGUCCAGCAGCAGCAGCAGCCAGACGGGCCGAAGCUACGCCGCGCUGAACGGGAGCGCCAUUUGACGGGCGGAGAGGUGAAGACGAGUGACUGUAAAACCUGUGUUUCACCACCAGCGACGUCGCUGGCGCAGCCUGAAUCGGUCCGAGCGGCUGUGAAACAGCUCCAGGGACUAGAACCCCGGCCUUUUAGACAAAAAUAAUACUGAAAUAAUACCGAAAGCGUACGCACCUUUUCUCCUGCACCUUCACCAAUAUUUAAAUGUCCAAAGACUCUUGUCAGCUGUGUUUACCUCCUCCUUGGCCAGUCCACAUAAAGACACAUUUAAAGCACCAAACUGACCUUUCACCCCCUUGCAGAAGCACAAAGUCCUUUUUCACGCCCCUGCUCAUUUUAGGAUGAAGUAUUGAGCGCCCUAAGUGGGUUUAAUCCAUAGUUGGUAGAAGAAAAAAAAAAAAAUGUCAGCAGAGCCAAGUGUUUGUUCUCAUACGUGUUUUGUUGAUAAUGACUCUCUGCUCAGGAUCUCCUCCGACCAGAGCCGUGCCAGUUACACCAUUAGAGCCCCCGGGUGAUUAACAGAGCGGCCGACAGCGUGUUUGCUCUUAACGCAGCCUGGAAAUAACCGACGACGCUUUCUGCUCGGACGGCCUGCCAAAAAACAUUUGACUUUUCGUAGCUUGACGGACACGCCGGCCAAAUCCACUCCGUAGAGAUCCGUGUUUGUGCGAGCGCCGAGUCGAGUACUACUUCAGGAUGUGUUUUUGUGUUCGAGCGUCGGUCUUUAAUAAUAAAAAAAAAACUAUGUUUUGUA
Molecule: messenger RNA, 1901 nt
Organism: Mugil cephalus (flathead mullet)
Lineage: Eukaryota; Metazoa; Chordata; Actinopteri; Mugiliformes; Mugilidae
Gene: rragcb
Product: Ras-related GTP binding Cb
Exons: 7
Coding region: 1-1155 (384 amino acids)
Biological process (GO): cellular response to starvation; regulation of autophagy; positive regulation of TOR signaling
Cellular component (GO): nucleus; lysosome; Gtr1-Gtr2 GTPase complex
Molecular function (GO): GTPase activity; GTP binding
Source: RefSeq, a predicted model, not a curated record